CUGUGCGCUUCACAGUCAGAACCAUUCAGAACAGAGGUGGGUGGGAUUAGCACUAGCCCAAAGAAAUGAUUGAAUAUAAUUUCCUAGUUUUUAUUUUAUAAAUCACGUGGGUUAAAUAAUCCCUUUUGGAUUUUUUUUACACUUUUGGGCAUAGUUAUUAUUUUCCCCUCAACUAUUUCGUUCUGUUUUGGCAACAAGCUAACAGGUUUUAGCUCCUCUCCAUCUGUGUGAACAUGAGUGAUCGUUGGCAGGAGUGCAUGGACUUCUGUGUGGAGGUCACCAAACGGGCUGGAAAGGUGAUCUGCGAGGCGCUCCAAAAGGACAUAACCGUCAUGCAGAAGAGCUCCCCGGUUGACCUGGUGACCGAGACGGACCAGAAGGUGGAAGGCCUCAUUAUUUCCUCCAUCAAGGAGAAGUACCCGACGCACAGCUUUAUAGGCGAAGAGUCUGUAGCGGCGGGCGCCCCCAGCGUUCUGACUGAUAAUCCCACUUGGAUCAUCGACCCCAUCGACGGGACUACCAACUUCGUCCACAGGUUCCCGUUUGUGUCCGUGUCGAUCGGCUUCACGGUGAAGAAGGAGAUAGAGUUUGGGAUUGUGUACAGCUGCGUGGAGGACAAAAUGUACACAGCGCGCAAAGGGAAGGGGGCGUUCUGCAACGGAGACCCCAUCAAAGUGUCUGGACAAGAAGAUAUCAGCAAAUCUCUGGUCCUGACAGAAAUGGGCUUCAAGGAAGAUCCAGAACACUUCAAACGGAUGUUGGCCAACAUCAGGACCAUCCUCACCAUUCCCGUUCACGGAAUUCGCUCUCCGGGCAGCGCGGCGGUAAACAUGUGCCUGGUGGCGUGCGGCUCGGCGGACGCCUACUAUCACAUGGGCAUCCAUUGCUGGGACAUGGCAGGAGGGGCGGCGGUGGUCAGCGAAGCUGGCGGCGUGAUCGUGGACAUUUCAGUUAUCCCUGCUGUACCUGCUGAAGCAGGUGUGUUGUACUAAGAAGAAGCUGCGGGGUCAGAGAUACCUGGAAACGGUGGCCCUGGAGGCCUGGAGCUGGACGCCACCGGUUACUUAUCUGACCGCAUGACAGAGGGAGAAGGUGUGGAACCUAACAUAUCUCUGUAACCAGGAGGACCAUUUGACCUGAUGUCUCGCAGGCUGAUCGUGGCCAGCAGCAGAGCCAUCGCUGAGCGCAUCGCCAAAGAAAUAACGCAGUUUGACGUCGGAAGAGACGAUGAAAAUGGACAAUAAAGUUCUCAGACUUUUUUUUUUGUCCUUGAAAGUGUUUGCCUUCAAAAUCAAGCAAUGCAAUCAUAGAUCCACAAAACUUGAUCUGUUUUGCAUUUUAGCACGACACCGUCUAAUUUUAGCAGGCAUUUACGAUAAAUCCCUUCUGUUUCAGGACCUAAAUGCAUUUAUUUGUUAGUACUUAUUUUAAGAUUGCUUCAGCCAGAAACUAAACAAUUGGCAAAUUAUUUAAAUUAUUUAAAGCUAUUUGGUUUUCAUUUUUGUUUUUAUAAAUGCAGCGGUGGAUAGAAACAACUUAUGUCUUUUAUCGAGACCAAAACUUAAUACGCAGAAAAGUUGAAAGUGUGCUUGUUUGUAUGAAUGUAUUUAAGGAGCAAUACUAAUAAAAAGCGUAUCUGUGCAUUUUG
This is a messenger RNA of Oryzias latipes (Japanese medaka), 1648 nucleotides long. RefSeq names its product inositol monophosphatase 1. Gene Ontology annotation, biological process: phosphatidylinositol phosphate biosynthetic process; signal transduction; inositol metabolic process. NCBI's taxonomy places the organism in Eukaryota, Metazoa, Chordata, Actinopteri, Beloniformes, Adrianichthyidae. The record is from RefSeq and is a predicted model, not a curated record. Gene Ontology annotation, molecular function: inositol monophosphate 1-phosphatase activity.